UGUGGGCGGAGGCGAUGGGCAAACUGCACCUCUGGUCCCUUCUGGCCUGGCUCCCUUCUCCAGAAUGGUAAAAAUGAGGAAGUCAGGGGGGCUCCAGACGAGCGGAAAGGGAGUAGAUACACCCCGGAGGAGGAGAGCAGAGCUGCCCUGUACCCACCCCCCACCACACGCAAUCUCUGCCUGAGUCCCGGCUCCAAUCCCUUCUGCACUUCACCGCCUGAAGACGGGGACACGUGAGAUCCCAGCUGACAGCCUGCUGGGUUCUGGUCACAGGUGACUCCUCCCUCACUGUCCCCACCUCCGCUCUCCAGGAUUUCGUGUUUUUCCAGCUUUGGUCAUUACUGCACAAGGAACCCCAAAAUUGCAGCCUUCGGACAUUCUGCAGCUCGACCUGCCCCCCACCCAACACCGGUCCUGACCCCACUUCCAACCCCACCUGUACACUCAUCCCCAAGCCUCUCUCCACCCUGGGCUCAUCCUCAACACGAGCCUCGUCUCUCCCUUUGACUCCGGUCCCGACCUCGGCUCCAAGGAGUCCUAGCCUCCCCCUUGGGCCCCGCUCCGGCCUCCGCCUGGCAGCUGGCCCUGCCCGCCUUUCAGCUCCGACGGCCCCAGUCUCGGUCCAAGCAUGUCAAUGCAGUAUGAAAAAUUCCAGCACUUGGAGAGUGAGAAGGAAAGCCAGCGGUCUAGAAAUGGGCUGCCUCCUCCUCUGUCCUUCCUGCACUGGCUGUGCUCCGGCUCCCGGCCUCUCCUGUUCUCCCUGGGCCUCAGCCUCCUCCUGCUGGUCGGCAUCUGUGUGAUCGGCUCCCAGAAUUCCAAGUGUGGGAGGGACCUGGCGACCCUGAGAGCAACUUUCAGCAACUUCACUGCAAACACUGGGGCGGAGGUCCAGGCACUGAAAUCCCAGGGUGGCCAUUUGCAAGAAGUGAUAACAUCUCUGAAAGCCGAGGUGGAAAAUCACAAGCAGGGGUUGCAGGCAGCCCGUAGCUUGAACGACAAGGUGUUUUCCCUGGAGAGCAAGCUGGAGCAGGAGCAGAAGGAGCUCAAAGCAGGUCAUUCCGAUACCCUCCUUCGGGUGCAGCAGUUGGCCAGAGACCUGAGAUCCCUGACGUGCCAGAUGGCCGCUCUCAAGAACAACGGCUCUCAAAAUACCUGCUGCCCCCCUAACUGGCUGGAGUACGGGGGCAGCUGCUACUGGUUCUCCGGCUCCGGGAAGACCUGGGAGGACGCGGACAGGUACUGCCAGCUGGAGAGCGCGCACCUGGUGGUCAUCAACUCCAGAGAGGAGCAGACUUUUGUGCAGGGCCAUAUCGGCUCAUACACCUGGAUGGGCCUCAGUGACCCUGAAGGAGUCUGGAAAUGGGUGGACGGGUCGCAAUACGAGACCAACUUCAAGAACUGGAAGCCAGGCCAGCCGGACGACUGGCACGGGCACGGGCUGGGCGGGGGCGAGGACUGCGCGCACUUCCUCCCCGACGGCAAGUGGAACGACGAUGCCUGCCAGAGGGCCUACCGCUGGGUGUGCGAGGCCGGCCUGGGCACCGCCGGCUAGCGCGGCGGCAGGUGCUUCCCGCAGAACCGCUCAGCCGCCCACCGGCGGGGAGCGGGAGGGGACCUUCCCGUGAGACCCCUCACGAGACCCUGGGGAGAGGAAUGAGCCCACGGACGUCGGGGCGCUGCCACCAUUUUGAAUGUUUUUCU
Molecule: messenger RNA, 1701 nt
Organism: Neomonachus schauinslandi (Hawaiian monk seal)
Lineage: Eukaryota; Metazoa; Chordata; Mammalia; Carnivora; Phocidae
Product: C-type lectin domain family 10 member A-like
Exons: 10
Coding region: 629-1552 (307 amino acids)
Molecular function (GO): signaling receptor activity
Source: RefSeq, a predicted model, not a curated record